AUGGAGGCCCUUUCGUACCUCCAUCCCACAACUUCAAUCUCAGAGAUGGACUCCCCACAGCAAUUUCUCCGCCUCGAAGAUCUCCAUACAGCCUCCUCACCUUCUGCCACUCCCGAAGAUGACUUAGGGAUGGUUGACUCCCAAGCAUCACCGCCGCCAGUCAUCAUUCACUCUAAACCGGCCAAGAAGCGGAAAUCGUGGGGUCAGACCCUACCGGAGCCCAAGACCACUCUCCCGCCACGCAAGCGAGCCAAGACCGACGAUGAGAAGGAGCAGCGCCGCAUCGAGCGCAUCAAGCGGAAUCGCGCAGCCGCACACAACUCGCGCGAGCGGAAGCGCCAAGAGACCGAGGUGCUAGCCGUCAAGUGUGCUGAGCUACAAGCCGAGCUCGCCGCCUAUCGCAAACUGCAUGGCCCGCUCCCAGCUUCCGUUGUCCUACCCAAGGUCACCAUCUCCAAUGAUGAGUUUGGCACGCCAGCUCCAUCCAUUGCUCAGUCACACGAUACUCCGCAGGAGACAAGUACAAGUCCCAUGGACACCACAGACCUCGCGCCUAUCAAAGAAGAACCCCUCGACCUCGUACCAACCUUCCCACCAGCAUUCGACAACCUCGAUGUCAAGUCAUCGCUGUCACAGCACCUCGACCCGACACAACAUUCUGCAGCAAUGUUGUGCGACCUGCAGUGUCGGUCGAGCCCGCUCACGACUAUGAUGAUUUCGACUACAGCACGCUGGUGGGCAACGCUCAUCCUCACUCUGAUGACGUCCCAAAUCCAAGCUUGCUACCGGAGCCUACUUUCGGCCCUAUGGACACUUUCGCCUUCGCGAAUGGAGCGUUUGAUGCAAGCCUCUCGACUUCGCUUGACUUCUCGUUCGAUGACUUCAUCCAGGACCCCGUUACUGUUGCGGUCGAUGGCUAUGGCGCAGCUUAAUGCAGCGACUGGCCGUCCGACCCAACAGGGCGCUCUAGCGCUUACACGGGUAUCCGGGAGUGAGGUCACCCGGUUGAGGACGGCGGUCGUGAGGCCUGGUCAUCAUUGCGUUUCUCAGCGAACGGCGUCAGCGGAGCAAGGGCAGGGUCAAAAGCGUGAGCGUGGCGAUGAAAAUGAGUUUGGGAAUAGCUAG
Molecule: messenger RNA, 1125 nt
Organism: Baudoinia panamericana UAMH 10762
Lineage: Eukaryota; Fungi; Ascomycota; Dothideomycetes; Mycosphaerellales; Teratosphaeriaceae
Exons: 1
Coding region: 1-1125 (374 amino acids)
Biological process (GO): positive regulation of transcription by RNA polymerase II
Molecular function (GO): DNA-binding transcription factor activity, RNA polymerase II-specific
Source: RefSeq, a predicted model, not a curated record